Messenger RNA from Rhipicephalus microplus (southern cattle tick), 965 nucleotides. RefSeq lists its product as uncharacterized. Lineage: Eukaryota; Metazoa; Arthropoda; Arachnida; Ixodida; Ixodidae. The record is from RefSeq and is a predicted model, not a curated record. Gene Ontology annotation, molecular function: hydrolase activity, hydrolyzing N-glycosyl compounds.
CGAUGCCCGACAACGGUGACCAGCAACUCCUGCUCAUCGACACCGAUCCGGGCGUGGACGAUGUGCUCGCCAUCAUGUUAGCCCUGUCAAGCCCGUGCAAAGUGCUGGCCAUCACGUGCGUGUCCGGGAAUGUGGAACUGCCCCACGUCUACACCAACGUCCUGCGGAUACUCAACUACUGCGGCAAGCUCGAGAUUCCGGUGUACCAGGGCUGCCGGCGGCCUCUGGUGACGUCCCCGAUGAACGCGGCCUGCAUCCACGGCAAGGACGGCUUGGGCGGCGCGUCGGAACGCUACCCGCUUCCCGCCGACGGCGCGUUCGAGCGUCAGAGCGAGCACGCGUCGCAGGCGCUCGUGUCGCUGGCGCGCAAGCACGCCGGCGCCGUCACGCUCGUGGCGCUCGCGCCGCUCACGAACCUGGCCGUGGCGAGCCGGCUGGACCCGGAGUUCUUCGCCAACCUCAAGCAGCUUGUCGUCAUGGGCGGCACGUGCGACGGCAUCGGGAACGUGACCGCUUCAGGCGAAUUCAACUUCGUUUGUGACCCCGAAGCAGCCAGAGUCGUGCUCACCGAAGCCUGCGAGAAGAUUCAGCUCGUUCCCUACGAAACGUGCAUCAGGCACUACCUCGACUGGGACUGGUGCACCAACUGGGUCAACUUGAACACGCACAAGAGCCGCAUGGUGCGCGACAUCUCCGAGGGCAUGAUGAGGCGCUUCCGGGACACGCUCAAGCUGCCCGGUUUCUCCUGCUGCGACCUGCUGGCCAUGGCCACCGCGGUGAACCCUGGCGUGGUGCUCAAGACCGAGGCGUACCCGGCAUGGCUCGAACUGCACGGCACGAGCACACGUGGCACGCUCAUCGUCGACAAGCGGCCCGGCAUGAAAGGCGCCAAGCCCAACAUACCCUUCGUGCUCCAGCUGGACACGAACGUGCUCAAAGAGAUGUACACGCACAUGGUGCGCUGA